This is a messenger RNA of Thlaspi arvense, 1521 nucleotides long. The record is from the annotation of a GenBank genome assembly. NCBI's taxonomy places the organism in Eukaryota, Viridiplantae, Streptophyta, Magnoliopsida, Brassicales, Brassicaceae.
UUAUAGUACACUGGAAUUCACCCAAAUUAUAUACAAGAAUUCGUACAUAUCUUACAAUAAGUAUGUUAAAUAGUAAAUUCUACUAUAUAUAAUGUACAGUAUAUAUAUAUUGAAUGAAAUUCCUAUGUAGCAUCGCCGUCUAGCUAAGCAAGUUGUUAGUAUGGCAACGCAUUAUUUGUCCCCAUCAAUAUUAUGCAUUAUUUUGACCACUCUUGUCUUCAUCGCCGGAACAAGAGCAAAAGUCCCGGCGAUCAUUGUCUUCGGCGACUCUUCCGUAGACUCCGGCAAUAACAACUUCAUACAAACCAUGGCUAGAGCCAAUUUCGAACCUUACGGUCGUGAUUUCCCCGGCCGCCGCCCCACCGGCCGCUUUUGCAAUGGCCGUCUCUCCUCCGAUUUCACUUCCGAGGCUUACGGUCUUAAACCUACUGUGCCGGCCUAUCUCGAUCCGUCCUACAAUAUCUCUGAUUUCGCCACCGGAGUUUGCUUCGCCUCCGCCGGUACAGGUUAUGACAAUUCCACCGCCGGUGUGCUAGGCGUGAUUCCUUUAUGGAAAGAAGUCGAGUACUAUAAGGAAUAUCAACAAAAGCUGACCGCUUAUCUCGGCCACCGAAGAGCCGCAAGUAUCAUCAGAGAGUCGCUGUACUUAGUCAGCAUAGGAACCAACGAUUUCCUCGAGAACUAUUACACGUUACCGGACAGGAGAUCUCAAUUCAGCAUCAGUCAGUACCAAGACUUCCUCAUUGGGAUCGCUGAGGUCUUUUUAAAGGAUCUUUACAAACUAGGAGCUCGGAAAAUGUCUUUCACCGGAAUCUCUCCCAUGGGAUGUUUACCACUGGAAAGAGCGACGAAUCUUGACGACCCUUUCAGCUGUACUCGGAGUUUCAAUGACUUGGCGGUUGAUUUCAAUGGGAGAUUGAGGAAUUUGGUGAGGAAAUUGAAUCGAGAGCUUGUUGGAAUCAAGAUUUACUUUGCUAAUCCUUAUGAUAUCAUUUGGGACAUUGUAACCAAACCAUCACAAUACGGUCUAGAAGUGUCUAGUUCUGCGUGUUGCGGCACGGGAUUCUUCGAGAUGGGGUUUCUUUGCGGUCAAGACAAUCCGUUAACUUGCAGUGAUGCGAACAAGUUCGUUUUCUGGGACGCUUUUCACCCUACAGAGAAGACUAAUCAGAUUGUUUCUAAUUACUUCUUUAAACAUCUCAAGAAUCUCUUUCGUUGAUAUUUAUUCACUUAUCUAUGAGUGUAUUCAUCUAUAUGUAGCCAGAUUCAUUUUUCGAAGAUUAGAGAAUGUUUUCCUUUGAAUGGAAGUGAAGACAACAGAGGAUUGAUCAAAGAAAGAAAAUGAAAUUGGAAGAGAGAAAACUGUCUGGUUGCUUUAGCAACAAGAAUAAGACAAAACUACUGUCUUUUUUAGUGUUUUUUUAUUUUCUUUUUGUAAUUUUCGUCUUAUAUGUGUUUUUUAAUAUUCUUGUAAGAAUUUGAUUUUUGAUUUUAAGUAAUAAAUUUUAUCUUAUAGUUUAA